Phragmites australis (common reed) is the source of this 483-nucleotide messenger RNA. RefSeq names its product anther-specific protein RTS-like. NCBI's taxonomy places the organism in Eukaryota, Viridiplantae, Streptophyta, Magnoliopsida, Poales, Poaceae. The record is from RefSeq and is a predicted model, not a curated record. The coding region runs from base 1 to 483 and encodes 160 amino acids. The transcript has a single exon.
AUGGCGCGUCCUAGCAGCACUAGCGUACUCGUCCUCAUCCUCGUCGCGUUGGCCGGCGUUGCCGACCUCGCGUCCGCCACGGCGAGACCCGUCGCCGACGCCUUGGGCGACAAUGCGGCGGCGCUUCUGUCUUCGGCGGGGGAGGCGGACCAGAACCAGCUGAACGGCAUGAUGCAGUGCCUGCUGGGGUGCUUCACGCAGGUGUUCGGCUGCGCACUCGGGUGCAUGGGCAAGGGCCCCGACCUGCCGCUCUGCGUCGUCAGCUGCGACCAGAAGAGCAUCGUCUGCAUGGUGCGCUGCGGCCUCUCGCCGUCACCGCCCAAGCCCACGCCGCCGGGGCCCAAGCCGCCCUCGCCCAAGCCUCCACCAGCGCCCAAGCCGCCCGCGCCCAAGCCUCCGGCCCCCAAGCCGCCUUCGCCCGGCCCGCCAUACACGCCACCGUACGCGGCCGCCGGCCGCCGCAAGACGGAGACAUCCGCCUGA